Stylonychia lemnae is the source of this 2337-nucleotide messenger RNA. The record is from the annotation of a GenBank genome assembly. Lineage: Eukaryota; Ciliophora; Spirotrichea; Sporadotrichida; Oxytrichidae.
AUGUAAGAAGUCUAGAGCACUUACAAUUAUAACCAGCUGAAUCCCUUUCACUCUGAUUCGAGAGUUUAGUACCCGAGAAAUCCCAUGGCUUAAGCUGAGGACGCAUUCAUCGACUACUUUCUAAAUAAGAUCGGUCCCACCCAGGAGAGUGAGGAUAAGAGGCAGAUGAUAUUCAUGAAAUUGAAGAACUUAAUUGAGCAAGCAUAUGGUGACAAAUAGUCUGUGAUGGUCAUAAGAUAUGGCUCAGACCCACUCAAAACCUACUUGCCUGACUCUGACAUUGACAUCACUGUUAUUAAAAGUGAAUACCUAAUGGGUUCUCAAGGACAUUAGGACUCAGCUCUAAAUUAACUAAAAGAGUAAGUAUUCUUAACUCUGUUUUUGACUUGUCUAAUUUUAAGCAGAAUUAAAAAGGCAAUCGAGAGAUUCGGAGAAACCCCAGAGGGCAAAAACAUGAUCAAGAGCUUAGUCCUUAUUGACCAGGCAGAUGUUGAAAUCAUCAAACUCAAUUUCUAAAACACAUUUGUAGAUAUUUCAAUCAAGCAGGUUGGCGGAAUAUGCACUCUAUACUUUAUGAACUACAUGGCCAAGAAGGUUGGGAAAGACUAGCUUAUGAAGAAGUCUAUCAUCCUACUAAAGGCUUGGUUUACCUACGAAGCCUCGAUACUAGGGUCAUAUGCUGCAUGCAUGGCAACUUACGCUCUAUAUGUAAUGGUGCUGUUCAUUUUCAACAACUUCAAUGAGGAGUUGCACACUCCGAUGGAUGUGUUUCGUAAAUUUUUCAAAGUUUGGAGUCUAUUCGACUGGGAUAAAAACCUUGUCACAAUCUACGGCCCUGUCAGAAUAGUCAACUUCUAUGAUAGACUCAAGGAUUGUCAAUUUGACAUGGAUAGACUUGCAAUGCUUGAAAGAAUUCAUAACAAGGAUUACCAGAAUAGAAAGUUAUUGGUAUCUCCAGAUAAACUCAAUUAACUCAUGAUCUAAUUCUCUAGCGUGAGACUUUCUGACUCAGCAGCAAUGAAUCUCGCAGCCAAGAAAUCUAUCAAUACCAAAUAUAUGAACAUUAUAGACCCUACUUUUACCAAGAACAAUUUAGGCAAGUCCAUAUCCAAGCUAAACUCAAGUCGAAUCAGACAAAGCCUGAAGCUUCAAAGCCAUAAGUUAAGAGAAUUCCUUUCGAUCUCAGAAGAUGGAACUGAAGUCUAGGUUAAGUUCUUGCUUGAGAUGUUUAAGUACACAUUUGAAGCUUGCAAGGUUCAUCCAGCAAUCUCAAUGAUGCUGCCUUAGAUAGUAAGUCACAACUCAACUUACUAGAUUCCAACACGGAUCAUGAAUGAUCAGUUGUCUCAGAAAAGCUCUGAGUUAUCCUUUUCAACCCAAGCCUGGGCCCAGGACUCUAUCAAUGAUUACUCCUAAAGUGCUUAGCACCAAUUCAAUCUCAAAUUUAACUAGAUAGGUCAAGCAAAUACUCCAUCUGAUAAGAAAAACAAUGCAGCAGUCUAUACUAACAUUAUAGGCUCUUCAGCCCAGAAAAACUUGGCAUCUCACUUCACUUAGAUAGACAAUUUCAUGAUGAAUGAUGAUCAGAAGUUGUCUCCAAUAAUAUCAGACAAGUAGCAGGAUCUUUCAGACAUAAAGCCCAAUAACUACCAUCCUAUUGAUUCAAGUGGGAUGAAACUUUUGGAAGUCACUUAAAAUUAAAUGCAAGAUAAAGCCGUCUAAGCUGAAAUAGCUGGUCUAAGUGAGAGUAAUAAAUAGAAAUAGCAACAGCUUUCUCUUUCAUCAAUAGAACUAGAAAAUGAGACUAGAGCUUUGGAGUUCACACCAUCUCCGUAAAAGGACAACAACAAAGAUAUACCUCUUUAAAAUAUCUAUCAAAAUACUCUCCAAAGAUAUAUUAAGAUGCCAACAAUAGUUAAAGAAUUCAUUAAGGACAAGUUCUAACAAGCUCAGUUUCAUUAAAUUCAUCUUAGUAGACAAUUUCUUGAGUUGUACGAAUUCAAGUUAAACUGCUUAGACAAGGAGAAUUUCUAGUCAAAUCAAGGCUAGAAGCAUCAGCCUCAUUUUAAUGCUAAGGAGAGUUCCUCAUAUAACUGGAAAAUCUUAAAGUCUUCAAAGUAUAUAGCUGAAGAUUAUACUCCCACAUCUUCAGGCACUAAAGUCGAUUAAUAAACAAACCAGAUAACUUAGUCUACAAUCCCUACAUAGAACACUACCACUGAUUAGCAUUAGCAUUAGAUUUAAGUAGAGUAGAACAAAGUAAAAAUCAAAGAUCUUUUGGACUAAUUGUAAAAGCUGUGCACUCUUUCAGAGCAGACUAUUAUUAACUCUAAAUGA